UUUACCUUGUUCUUCUUUUUCAGGACGAUGUCCGUUUUCACCCUCAGUGUUUGGAAAGUGGGCGGUGUCUGAUGCCUAUGAUAAUGACAUGAACACACUCAUUACAAUUAAUUAUUAUUAUGUGUUAGUGCAAACUCCCGAAUCAGAGAGAUAUUACUUCUGUAAGGAAAUGGAUUAUUACGAAACUGUACUGCUUAUAACACCCGACAGGAAUGAAAUGUUGUGUCUACAGUUUCCCUUUGUUGAUGAGAACCCCAUGUUGGUGGUACGAUUAAGUCCUACAAUGAUAAAUCACUGGAAAUUUUUUGAGCCCACAAAGAGUCCAUACAGGUCCCCCACCAUUAGGAACACGUGUAAUCGAUACAGUGACGGUGACGCAGUGUUUCUCAGGCGAAUUUACUAACAUUGUUGACGUUGUACAUAUUGUACAUAAUAAAAAUAUUUAUUUUUGUUAUAAAACCAUA
Messenger RNA from Saccostrea cuccullata (small rock oyster), 464 nucleotides. RefSeq lists its product as uncharacterized. The transcript has 3 exons. The coding region runs from base 89 to 403 and encodes 104 amino acids. The record is from RefSeq and is a predicted model, not a curated record. Lineage: Eukaryota; Metazoa; Mollusca; Bivalvia; Ostreida; Ostreidae.